AUGUGUUUCCCCGUCAGAAGCGCAGGUGGCAGCAGUGCAUCUGCAGACUCCUGCGCGCGAUGGAGAAGAAGCGCGUGGAAUAUUUCAAUUCUUCUCAUGUCAGGCGCCCACCCAGUGAACUUGACAACCAUUAAUAUUACAGUGAAGGACAAGCCAAAAACCUCGUACAGUUAUUUGACCUGUUGCUUCACAUAAUAACGGAUACAUCUCGCCGGAUCAUGCAUCCUAUAGAAGUGUCAAUCCCGUCUUUUCGGUCGGAGGGCAGUAACGUGGAGAAGGGCUACACGGUUUUUAAGAUCGAGGUGCUCAUGUGUGGUAGACAGCACACUGUCGAGAAGCGAUACAGUGAAUUCCACGCGCUGCAUAAGAUGCUCAAAAAGGUCAUUAAACCUCCAGAAAUCCCUUCGAAGCAUGUGAGGAACUGGGUUCCCAAGGUUCUCGAUCAGAGGAGACAUGGACUCGAGCUCUACCUCCAGACUGUGCUCAUGGAAAAUGAGGUUCUUCCAAAGAUAUUCUUGGAUUUCCUCAAUAUCCGCCAUUUCCCGUCACUGCCAAAAACUGAGAGUUGUGGAUCAUUUGAAACUGAAUCAGAGGAAUCAAGUAAACUGUCACAUCAACCAGCACUUCUCUUCCUGAGGGAUCCCUAUCUGCUGCCUAGCACCAACGAUACGUUUUCUAAUAUGGUUAUCGAAGGUGUGAUACGUGGAAUAUUUUACCCAGACUUACAGCCGAGGUAGAUCUCAGCACUACGGACGACGUCGCAUCGAGUUCUCCGAUAAAAAGGGAUUCGUAUUACCAACACUAAGUCACGCGGCUCCACUCAUGACCGUCUGUGAAAAGACUGCAGUUUGGCAUCAGCACUCACUCCAUGAGUUUCUGGUUUGUUUUUGUGUUCUGUAUUUGCACGCAUUGAGAUUUUAGUUUCAUUUUAUAGCAGAGGUACUUCUGCACAUAUUUGCACAUCUCUCCUCGUGUCAUAUAUGAGGUCAGGAGGACGUCUGAUCCACUGACUCCACGUGAGGUGACUUCUCAAAUAAGGAAGUUGUUGGAAGAGCCUUGAACCUUUUCAUUAUCUACCGAAUUAUUGUAUGAACAUUAGUGUUUCUUGUUUUUGAUGUUGCAAUUUUUCGAUUACCAGCUUUGGCUUAUAAUUAGCAAAAAGGGAAGUACUGAAAGAAGCAAACGGGUGUAAUGCCAGUCUUAAUGUCUUGUAUCAUGUUACAGCCCAAAACUGUGAAAAAGAGCUGUUGUUUAAAGUACCAAACACUGCUAACCUGCAGCUACGAAACCAUUUCCAGUGGAUUCUCUUCUUUAAAAUGCAGUUUAGUCUGGACUAAUAUUAGGCUUAUGUUUUUAGGAACAUCACUGUGUAGUAAAGAGUGCAUGAACACUAGCUUUUCACUACUGUUGGAAGUAGUAAUAGAGAAGAUAAUGCCGAUUGAGAAUGUUAUAAAGCUGAUGGUUCUAGAGCUGAAUUCCGUGCCAUUCGGUUGUGUGUGUUUUAUUGUUGACAUUUUGGAUUGACUCGUGCACUUUAACAAGGGUGAAAAGAUCAGUUGUAACUGGAUAUCAUUUUAAACCUGAGCGCAAUAAAACAUCACAUUUAUCAGUAA
Molecule: messenger RNA, 1613 nt
Organism: Carassius gibelio (silver crucian carp)
Lineage: Eukaryota; Metazoa; Chordata; Actinopteri; Cypriniformes; Cyprinidae
Product: sorting nexin-24
Exons: 7
Coding region: 219-737 (172 amino acids)
Molecular function (GO): phosphatidylinositol phosphate binding
Source: RefSeq, a predicted model, not a curated record